AUGGAAGCCAUAAUGGAUGCCCAAGGGUUAUGGGAAUCCAUCACGACGGCAACAGAUGUGGUUGUAGGCGAGAAGAAAAGCAAAUUGGCUUGUGCGUUCAUCUUCCAAGCAAUACCAGAAGAUAUUCCGAUGCAGGUGGCUAAAAAGAAAACAGCUCGUGAAGUGUGGGAGUCACUUAAAACUCGGUUCGUUGGAGCAGAACGGGUUCAGAAGGCCAGGUUACACACGUUAAAGAGUGAGUUUGAGGCGCUCCGGAUGAAGGACAUAAUAGAGAAAUACAUUCAUCUUAUUGCUUCCAUGGAGAAAUAUUCAGAUGUAGAAGAAAUGCCUUUUGAGGAAGAAAUAUGUCAAUUGAAAGCCUACGAAGACAGGGUGAAGCUUCGACAAGGAGGAUCGACGGGCGAAAAUUCAUUGUUGCCCACAAAGACGGAGGGUCAAACAAUGAGUAAACAGAAGAACAAGGCACCUAGUGGUCGGGGUAGAGGCUGGAACGGUGAUGGAGGCAGUAAAGGGAACACGCGAGGGGGUCGUGGGGUAGGUCGAGGUCUGGGUGAUCAACAUGAUAGGAAAUCGUCUCAAGAAGGCGGAAGAUCUAAUCGAAAUCCACGUGACAAAAUUCACAUAAGGUGCUUUGAGUGUCAACAAUACGGGUACUAUGCAUCGGAAUGCCUGAAGAGGGAGAAACAAGAACAAGAACUGAAUUUGACGAAGGGAAUGGAGGAUGAACCAACUCUCAUGUUGUGUGUUGAAGGGGAGGACAUACCAUCAAUGGUAAUGUUGAAUGACGAAAAAGUGUUCCCUAAACUACAUGAAAGUCAAAACAAUAGCAAUCGUGACGUGUGGUACUUCGACAACAGGGCAAGUAAUCACAUGACCGGGGAAAGAAAUUUCUUUGCAGAAUUAAACUAA
Lactuca sativa (garden lettuce) is the source of this 909-nucleotide messenger RNA. RefSeq lists its product as uncharacterized. The record is from RefSeq and is a predicted model, not a curated record. Lineage: Eukaryota; Viridiplantae; Streptophyta; Magnoliopsida; Asterales; Asteraceae. Gene Ontology annotation, molecular function: nucleic acid binding; zinc ion binding.